AAAUAUAAAUAGUCGUGCCGAGCAUAUUUAAUGUGACCCAGUGCGAUAAAAUGAUUUUCAGAUAGAAUUGCUCAGUAGAAGAAUACCCCUUCUGUUUAUCGAGAUAGGCGAAGUCGAUAAUUUUGCAAAUGCAUAUUUUUCAAGGCCCUCUGGUUCGCCGAUUUUGCCAAAUAAUUUUACCAAAAGCACUGCCUCGAAAUCAUCUUCAUCGAAGUUUGCCUUUAAACUGCACCCGUAUUAGAGCCAUGUCAAGCACCGCCGAUGACCAUCCACUUUCGGCUUUGCCAAAGAGCCUGAUUGCGUAUUAUCCAGUUGCGCGAAAGGAUGAGACUGUGUCGGAAGACUUCCACGGGACCGAAAUCAAAGACGUCUAUCGCUGGCUCGAGGAUCCUGACUCGGCGGAAACGGAGGCAUUUGUCAACGCCCAGAACAACAUAAGCCAGCCGUUCCUGGAAAAUGGUGAACAGUGGAAGAAAAUUAACGCAAAACUCACCAAGCUGUGGAACUAUCCGAAAUAUGGCUCGCCGAUGCGAUUUGGCGAAUUUUAUUAUUAUUAAAACACCGGCCUCCAAAAUCAGAGUGUCUUAUAUCAGCAAAAAACGCUGGACGGCGAGAGCCAAGUGUUUCUGGAUCCGAAUACCCUGUCCGAUGAUGGUACCGUGGCCUUGAGCCAAAAGGAGUUCUCCGACGACGGCAAAUACAUGGCCUAUGGACUCAGUGAGAGUGGCUCUGAUUGGAUAAAGAUUUUUAUCCGAGAUGCGGAGACGGGCAAAGACUUGGGCGAGGUCCUGGAGAAGGUUAAGUUCUCCGAGAUAUCGUGGACCAAAGACAAUAAGGGAUUUUUCUAUGGCAGAUAUCCUGAUCAAGAUGGUAAAACUGAUGGAUCCGAGACUAAACAAAACGAAAAUCAAAAGUUGUACUAUCAUCGCGUUGGCGAGAGUCAAGACAAGGAUACACUUGUGGUGGAGUUCCCCGAAGAGCCCUCAUGGCGCAUACAAUCCACUGUGUCUGAUUGUGGAAAGUAUUUGAUUUUGGCCAUUGUCAAAGAUUGCAGAGACAACAUUGUUUUUUAUGCUAACCUUAAGCCGGGUGAGGAAAUCAACUCCAAACUGAGUGUUACAAAAGUGGUUGAAAAAUUCGAGGCGGACUAUGAUUAUAUCACCAACGAAGGCUCCAAGGUCUACUUCCGUACCAAUAAAAAUGCACCAAAUUAUCGAGUUAUUGUUAUAGAUUUUGAGAAUCACCAAGAAGACAAGUGGGAAACGCUAAUAGCUGAGCAUAAAUCGGAUGUUUUAGACUGGGUGAAGUGCGUGGACGGCGACAAGUUGCUCGUUUGCUACAUAAGGGAUGUCAAGAGCGUUUUGCAAGUUAAUUCCCUAACUGACGGCAGUCUCGUGCGAGUUUUUGAUUUGGAUAUUGGCACUAUUGUCGGAACAUCCGGGGAGAAGCGAUACUCUGAGAUAUUCUACAACUUUUCAUCGUUUUUGAACCCCGGCUCCAUUUAUCGUUAUGACUUCAAGACGCCUGACCAGGCGCCCACUCUGUUUCGCGAAAUUAAACUCAAUCUGGAGGGCUUCCGGCGGGAAGACUAUACUGUAGAACAGAUCUUUUACAGCAGCAAGGACGGCACCAAGGUGCCCAUGUUUAUUAUUCGCAAAAAACGCGAUACAAUUGAGCCGCGACCAUGUCUGCUUUAUGGCUACGGAGGCUUUAACAUCAGCAUGCUGCCAUCAUUUGGACUCUCGGGCCUAAUGUUUAUAGACACUUUUGAUGGUGUCCUUGCCUAUCCUAAUCUGCGCGGCGGAGGCGAAUAUGGCGAGAAGUGGCACAAUGGCGGUCGGCUUCUCAAUAAGCAAAACGUCUUCGAUGACUUCCAAACGGCUGCCGAGUAUUUGAUUGCACAUAAGUACACGACCAAGGAUCGUCUAGCCAUUCAAGGUGGCUCCAAUGGAGGACUACUUGUGGGCUCCUGCAUCAAUCAGCGGCCGGAUUUGUUCGGAGCAGCUGUGGCCCAAGUCGGAGUAAUGGAUAUGUUACGAUUCCACAAGUUCACCAUCGGACAUGCGUGGUGCUCGGACUAUGGCAACCCGUCCGAGAAGGAGCAUUUCGAGAAUCUGUACAAGUUCUCGCCGCUGCAUAAUGUGCAUACGCCAAGAAGUUCUGAUAAGGAAUAUCCAUCUACUCUGAUUCUCACGGCCGACCACGACGAUCGCGUCAGUCCGUUGCACUCUCUCAAGUUUAUUGCUGCUCUCCAGGAUGCUGUUCGUGACUCUGAGUUCCAAAAGAAUCCGGUACUCCUUCGGGUUUAUCAGAAGGCGGGCCAUGGCGCCGGCAAGCCCACGUCCAAGAGGAUUGAGGAAGCCACCGAUAUUUUGACAUUCUUGUCGAAGAGUCUGAACGUUGAUGCGGUCAACGUUUGAAUCGUUAUUCAAUCAAACAAAUAAAUGCAUUUCCCGAAGGUCAA
Drosophila serrata is the source of this 2464-nucleotide messenger RNA. RefSeq names its product prolyl endopeptidase. Gene Ontology annotation, molecular function: oligopeptidase activity; serine-type endopeptidase activity. NCBI's taxonomy places the organism in Eukaryota, Metazoa, Arthropoda, Insecta, Diptera, Drosophilidae. Gene Ontology annotation, cellular component: cytosol. The record is from RefSeq and is a predicted model, not a curated record. Gene Ontology annotation, biological process: proteolysis.